AUGCAAUCAAUCACAUUGUUGCCGGUAUUCAUCCUUCUUUUUAUACUUUCUCCACCAUAUUUUCUUUUCGAAUCUUUUCAAUCAAGUUCAAAUUUUGCCGGGGCAACAAAGACCCUCAUAGAUGUUCUCAGUAGUGACGAGCGGUUUGCGCAACUACUUUUGUGUCUGCAACGGACUCAUCUUAUAUAUUAUGUAAACCAUUUAGAAACUGCCACCUUCUUUGCCCCUAUAAAUGAGGCAUUUGAUAAUCCUUUUAUCACCAAAGAAGAGAUGCUUUAUCACAUUUCGCUUCAAGAGAUCAAAGGCGAUGAACUAUUUGAUGGACAACUUGUGACAACCACACAUGAGAUUGCUGACAAGCUCGGGGAAGGCCUUAUAGGACAAAAAAUAAGAGUCGAUUUUUCAGAGGGGAGGAGAUAC
Molecule: messenger RNA, 420 nt
Organism: Acaulospora morrowiae
Lineage: Eukaryota; Fungi; Glomeromycota; Glomeromycetes; Diversisporales; Acaulosporaceae
Source: the annotation of a GenBank genome assembly